Molecule: messenger RNA, 3844 nt
Organism: Xyrauchen texanus (razorback sucker)
Lineage: Eukaryota; Metazoa; Chordata; Actinopteri; Cypriniformes; Catostomidae
Gene: dgat1b
Product: diacylglycerol O-acyltransferase 1b
Exons: 17
Coding region: 243-1757 (504 amino acids)
Biological process (GO): triglyceride biosynthetic process
Cellular component (GO): endoplasmic reticulum membrane
Molecular function (GO): diacylglycerol O-acyltransferase activity
Source: RefSeq, a predicted model, not a curated record
ACUAGAUCCGGGGGACAGUCGUAAACCUGAGUGAAAGACUGGUAUUACUACAAACGUGCUGAAGUCCACGCAUUCAAUUGACUCAAGCAGUAAUUAAAAAUCUUGCGUCAGCCUACAUCUUGCUAAACUAGAGGGGUUUACUUAAAAGCUUGUUUUUCCGGUCGCACAGCCAAAUGAAACUCCUGAGUGGACUUCGCUUAUUUCAUUUGUUUUCUGGAGCUUGCGGUCAGGUUGCUUGAAUUAUGAUUGACAAGAAUGAUUUCGGGCCCGCGACGAGGAGUCGCAGGCGCGCGACCAUCACGAGCGCAAAAAGCGAGACUGUGAAACCCAGAAACGGCGCGACAUUUGGAGUCAGCGCUCACAAAAGCGGCUCCAAGACGCAAGAGUGUCUAACGAAAAACUUACAACUGAGAGAAGACAGCAAACGAAAAUGCGAUCUUUACGACAAAAUGAGCAGUUGCCACAAGUUGCAGGAGUCAAUGCUCAGCUCUGCCAGCAGCUUCAAAAAUUACAGGGGCAUUCUGAACUGGUGUGUUGUAAUGCUGGUUUUGAGCAAUGCACGCCUGUUCUUGGAAAACCUUCUCAGGUAUGGCAUUUUAGUCGACCCCAUUCAAGUGGUGUCAUUGUUCCUCAAGGACCCUUAUAGCUGGCCUGCUGCAUGUCUGGUAAUCGUUUCGAAUGUAUUCAUACUUGUGGCAAUGUACACAGAGAGGAAACUUGCCAUGGGGUCAAUCAGUGAGAAGGUUGGACUGCUGAUUUACAUCAUAAAUCUAACAGUCAUCUUGUGUUUUCCAAUGGUUGUUGUGCUUAAGCUGCCAUCUAUUACUCCAGUUGGUGGUGCAUUUGCUUUAGGAAUCUACACCAUCCUGUUUUUGAAACUGUACUCAUACAAAGACGUUAACAAGUGGUGCAGAGAGAGAAUGCAAGCAAAGGCUCGUAGCAUGUCCAGAUCCCUUUCAUGUCCUUCGGCUCCAUCUUCGUCCAGCAGUAUUCAAUCUUAUGUGUCAUACCCGGGGAAUCUCUCACUCAGGGAUAUUUUUUAUUUUGUUUUUGCCCCAACCCUGUGCUAUGAGCUUAAUUUCCCCCGCUCUGAAUCCAUACGAAUGGGAUUCCUGCUCAGGAGACUCUUUGAGAUGUUUCUCCUCACUCAGUUACUGGUUGGUUUAACACAGCAGUGGAUGGUGCCAAUCAUUCGAAGUUCAAUGAAGCCAUUGCAGGAAAUGGACUACACCAGAAUGACUGAGCGUCUUCUUAGACUGGCUGUGCCCAACCAUCUUCUCUGGUUAAUUUUUUUCUACUCGUUUUUCCACUCAUCAAUGAACUUUGUAGCUGAGCUUUUGAGGUUUGGAGAUCGUGAAUUCUAUCGGGACUGGUGGAACUCAGAGACUAUAACAUACUUCUGGCAAAACUGGAAUAUUCCCGUACACAAAUGGUGUCUCCGACACUUUUACAAGCCUUUGCUGAGAAGAGGUGCUGGCAAGUUACUGAGCCAAUCAGCUGUAUUUUUCUUCUCUGCGUUUUUUCACGAGUACCUGGUCAGUGUUCCACUCAGGAUGUUCAGACUGUGGGCAUUUAUGGGCAUGAUGGCUCAGCUCCCACUGGCAUGGUUUGUGGCCAGGUUUCUUCGCGGUAACUAUGGAAACGCUGCUGUAUGGCUUUCGCUCAUUAUUGGCCAGCCUAUCGCAGUUCUGAUGUAUGUUCAUGACUACUAUGUCACCCACUACCAGGAAGACCCUACAGUAACUGAAGCACUGUAACCACACUGUAAACCUCAGAAAUUGAGUUAGCUUGAGUGAUUUGUGGAAAAGAUUUGCCUAGACUGAAGCUGAGCAGCUAAACUUCUAGAUUUUUGAAUAGUCCAGGCAGUCAGGUUUCCAUAAAAUAUCUAAAUAAACUUACAGUUAAAAACUAUGUGUAAACCUUUAUGGAUAAUUACAACACUCUAAAUUCAUCUCGCCAAGAUUUCUGGAACUGCUAAUAGGUGGGAUAGAAAUGCAUAAGAGCAUGGACCCUUUUCACACUUCUUGGUUUUGGAACAUGUAAGUAAACUAUUGCCGGUUAAACUAUAAUAAUGGUGAAUGGGAGACCACAGCAAAUAUAAUUUUUGCUUACCCAUUUGCACCAACAUCACAAGAAAAACAUUUCCACAACUUUCAAAAUGAAAUAUAUAAAUAAAUAAAAUAAAAUAGAUAGUGGUGGAUUACAUCAAACAGAAGAGAAAAAAUGGCAAAAUUACUUUCACACACUUAGCAGGUGUAUUAGAAUCCUCAUCACAUCUGUGGUAACUUGUUUUUUGUAUUAAUUUCAUGGUAAUGUAAUACAAAGUAUAAUCUUUCAAAUUUACACUAAAUAAUCUAAAAUGUGCACAAAUAAAAAGUUUGCUUGAUUUACACUGCUAAAUAAGGCAGAAAUAUGUCAUGACAGUCUGUGAAAAGGGUCCAUAUGUUGGAUAGAAAUGAACAAGAGUCUUUAAAGAUUCAGAAUGUGACUCUACAAGUCUGUGGUGCCAAGUGCUCACUUUAAAUUUCACUAGCUAAAACCCCUUGUUUUUUGAGAAUGCAUUACUGGCUUUCAGAGCACUAGUAGGACCACCAGUCCAGGUGACUUUUCCAUAUACUUAGGCCAGUGUUCUCUCACUGCUAGCAUUUUUAACCUCAAACAUACCGUUAUUAUAUUGUGAAAUGUUUUUAAAAUACCAUAAGUUGAAUGCUCUUUAUUAUUGUACAGAUGUGUCUAAAUGCCAAUUCAUAAAUCUACACUAUAUGUAACACUGAUAUCCAAGGGUAAUAUGUACAGACAGAAAUGUGUAAUCUUAAAAGAGUAUAUAUUUUAAAGCAAUAUGCAGUGCAACACUUUGUUGAUGUGUGACUCUUUAUAUUUUUGCAUUGGGAUUUGAGAGUGCUAAAAUGUUUGUUAAAGUGUUCACCAAAAAAGAAAAUUCUCUCAUCAUUUACUCACCCUCAUGCCAUCCCAAAUGUGUAUGACUUUCUUUCUUCUGCAGAACACAAACAUGAUGUUUAGAAGAAUAUCUCAGCUCUUUGGUCUAUACAGUGUAAGUGAAUGGGUGCCAACAUUUUGAAGCGCCAAAAUCCAAAGGGCAAAAUAAAAGUACUCCACGUGACUCCAGUAGUUUAAUGCAAAUCUUUUGAAGCAAUAUUAUAUGUGUGGGUGAGAAACAUAUCAAUAUUCCCUUCACUUUCACAUUCUCCUUCUGUUUUUGGUGAUUCACAUUCUUUGUGCAUAUCACCCCCUACUGGGCAGGAAGGAGAUUUUAUGACAAAAAAUGACUUAAAUAUUUAUCUGUUUCUCACCCACACCUACUGUAUCAUAUCGUGUCUGAACACAUGGAUUUAACAUCUGGAGUCAUAUGGAUAAUUUUUAUGCUCCCUUUAUGUUUAAUGUGGAGCUUCAAAAUGUUGGCACCCAUUCACUUGCAUUGUAUGGACCUACAGAACUGAAAUAUUUUUCUAAAACUUUUAUUUGUGUUCUGCAGAAGAAAGAAAGUCAUACACAUCUGGAAUGCCAGGAGGGUGAGGAAAUCAUUAGAUAAUUAAUUUUUUUUUUUUUUGUAAACUAUCCCUUUAAAUAAAAAAUAUGUGUUACAUGCCUAUAGAUUGUCUAUGCAAAUAUUAUUUGUUAUAAUUAUUUUAAAUUGCAUUUCUAUGUAUUUAAACACAUUAAUUAUUUUUUGUGAGAUGCCAUCUGUGUAGAGCAAACCACCGUUAUGGUAUUGUGAAACCCCUCUCAUCAAAAGUGUGCCACCUUUUGGUGGCUCUUGAGAUUAAACACCCUGUAAAUGAUGCUAUUGCACAAUUAUUUGUUUUUGUGGAGACAUUUAUCAACU